This is a messenger RNA of Gongylonema pulchrum, 201 nucleotides long. NCBI's taxonomy places the organism in Eukaryota, Metazoa, Nematoda, Chromadorea, Rhabditida, Gongylonematidae. The record is from the annotation of a GenBank genome assembly.
AUGGACGUAGCGAAUCAUCUAGCUUUCGCAUACCUCUGCAACGGCUUGAAGACUGGUAUGGCUGAAUAUACAGUAACAUUUAUGCAUUUGCAAAAUGCACUGUACGACUGCCUUCGCGAGAACAACCUGCUCAAACAGGCUGAUGGCGUCGCCGAAACAGCAGCGGGUACGAUUGUUAUCCCCGAUUCAAAAAGUGCUUGA